Messenger RNA from Phalacrocorax carbo (great cormorant), 5230 nucleotides. The record is from RefSeq and is a predicted model, not a curated record. NCBI's taxonomy places the organism in Eukaryota, Metazoa, Chordata, Aves, Suliformes, Phalacrocoracidae.
AAGGGGAAGAUCAAUGAUCCUGGGGAAAAGAUUCACCCUGAUGCUUCACGCUGAAUGACAUGGGAUUUUCUGUAGGAGAUGAUUGACCAGAUCAUGUGUGUGGCAACGUAGGAAGCUCAGAUUGCCAUGACGUAGAAAAGAGCACAAGAUAAGGUUGCAAAAUAUUUUCUUCCAGCAGAGUGAAAAAUGCUUCCUCUCUAAGUAAAAAAAGAUAGGAAGGAAAAAUUAGAUUAUUCUCAGCAGUAUGCUGCCCUACAUGUCCUACAUGUUUCACCUUUACUGCUGCCUGCUUUUUAGAGAUCGAUUCAUGUUAUUUAAGAAUAAGACAGGGAUUUAUGUGCUGGUGCAAACUCUGAUUUUCCUUUCAGAGGAACUAUUGUUGUUCAGAUAAUCUGCUCCUCCCAGCUUAUUUUUUUCUAGAAAAACGGAAUUGGCUGAUGUAACCCAGCCUCACCCAUUCAUCUUUUUCCAUGAGGCACUCAAGGACUCCAACUCCAUUUUCUAUUUCUCCUGAUGGACAGUGAGUGGCAUGCUGUACUUAAAGCAGGUUUUAUAUUCUCGACAGUCCCGUACUUGUUGAUUUGAAAGCAGGAAAAGCCUCUGAAAUGUGCUGGCAAAUCCUACUCGUGUGCGUUACCCUAGGUAGAGCAAGCUGGGUUAUAAACCAAAAGGUAGUACUCCAGCUGCUUUUCUUAUUUACUGUGUCAGAGCAAGACUGUAUCAGGGCUAUACGAUAGCUGCAUUUAUGCUUCGCCUCCUGUGGCAGACAGGGAAGCCCACGUCCCAAGCAGCUGAUGUGCCUCAGGUCCUCGUGAUGAACGCAUGAGGAAUAUGAACCUUCUCCAGACUCUUCUUUGAGAAUAUUCUUCCUUUUGCCUGCCCAGCCCAUGAGCAAUUCUCCUCUUUGUUUGCUCUGACUGCAACUCCUCUGCAAGAAAAACUGCUCCAUUUUUUGUACUACAGCUUCUCUGUCACCUGUUCUCAGACACAGAGGUCAUGUCCUCCUGGUCCUGUUCCCAUCUUGGAGUUGCUACCAUAAGACCUUCUUUGUGGGGACAGAAGAGGAGCUUCUGCAUUGCACCCCAGAUAGGACUUUGAAAUGCUGGUGUCUGAUGACUUGCAAUAAUUAAGAUAUCCAGAAAAAACCUUGGACUCUCAAUGUCAUCACAAAGGUGUGAGAUAUAUAUGUAAUGGGGGUAUGCUCAACGCCUGGAGGAAUAGCUGGGCCACGGGCAAGGAAGGAAAGGGCAGGAGAUAGGAACUAGCUGAGACAUGAGAAUAUUCUUUUAAAAUGUUAGUGUGCUCCCUCCUGUAGGUAAAAAUUAGAAGAGGCAAACCUGAACUGUUCAGCACCCACACACGAAGCUCUUGUACAACAAGGGAAAUAAUGUGAAUUGUGAUGGAAGAAGCCCUUGGCGGAGUACGUGGACCCAUGGUGACAGAAUGGUAGUGUUUGGGGUGGGCUGCGGAGGAGGGAGGAAAAUGUUCUCCCUACAUAGUCGUUGCAGGUUUUUCCAGGAGAAAUGGUGUUUGUUACUUGGGCGUCAGUCAAGGCGUUUAGGGCAGACUGGUAGAAGCCUUAAAAUCUGAAGUUGUGCAUGUUUUGGUGGACUCGCGGCUUCAGCCAGUGAAAGGGGGCAUAACUGAACGACGGAUGAGCCGCAGUGCCGGCAGAUGCUGCCUCAUUCAGGCAGGACAGUCAUUCUUCCUUUUGAGCCGCUGGUUGUGUAGGAUAGGGAAGGAUCGUGACUGAUGUAGUGGGUGGACCCUGGGGUGGAGGAGGAAGUCAUGGAACACAUGCAUGAUGAGGGCACCAUAAAUAGUCGUCCAUGGGUGAUGCCUCCAGGACAGAGCUCAUCCAAGGGGUGGGUGCUGCUGGCUCCACGUGGCAUCGCUCCCAGGUAAGCCAGGAAGGCGGGAGGACAGGUUCCCUGGGCUUUGCUUGAAUCCCCUUAGUUUUGGCCAUGGAGAUGUGCUGGCAGGAAGGGAGUCUUUCUUUCAAGUGUCCUAACAGAGACCAGUUCAGCUGUACUUUUGCUUUACCUCUUACACAAGGGUUUUUUUGUCUGUAUUGGCUGAGGUAGAAGAAAGUGGCUAAUGCAAACUUGCUUCUUGCUCAAAGGGGGCGUCAGGGGGACAGCAAGUCUUGGAGAGCUUCCUGGGGGAAGGAGGCCUCCUGCCUUCCCCAGGGAGAGGGCAGUGGUGGAGGGGAAGAAUCUUUGGAAAGGUUAAGGGGAGACUUGCAGAAGGCCACAAAAGCCUCUAACUGGUGAAAGCAGCCCAUGCUGUGAGCAACAGAGGAGCAAGAGCUAUUCUGGAAGGUCCUCCGAAGUGGGGAAGUGGAACUUCAGCACUGGGUGCUUGUGGCUCUGGGGGGAAAACUACACACAGUCCCUGGACAGCAGGUGGCACCACAGUGAGGGCGAGAGGCCCUAAAUUCCUUAUAACCAAGGUGGGGAGGGUAGAAAGCAGAGGGGCAGUGAAGCUCCAGGAUGGGUGGAGCUGGUGGUCCACCUCGGGCUUCUUGGCUUGCAUCCUCUCCAUGCAGCAGGGUUUUGCAGCCCUGUUCCUCCAUGUCCAGCCCUCCCUGGCCCCUAGCAGCCUGCUGGGGCUGGCAUGGAUGGUCUCUAGCAGGUCGCAGCUUUGCGAAACCUUGUUGAGCUGGUGCCUUCUGGCCUCUCGGGCUGUGCAGGAGUUGGGCGUGCAGCCUGAGCUGCUCCUCCCUGUUCCUAUGCAUGGGAAGAGCUGAGGCAGCUCUGCCCAUGGAAACAACCACAUGGCGCCUGUUCACUUCUGCUUCUGCAAAGCCAGGGCAAACCUGAAAUAAAUUAGCUGGUAUGAGAAGCAGCUUAGGUCAGAUAGCUUGUGCAAAACAGGUUGCAAGCGGCUGGGAAAGGGGAAAAUGUGUAAAACCAAGCUGAAGCAAAAAUGAACACAGAGUAGAAGGAACUGGGGAAGCCCUGGGACAACAGCGAACCAGGUUGUUUUCAGUGGUCCCAGGGCAACUGAUGGGCAUCCCCUGCCUUGCAGGUAGAGAACAGGGAGAGCUAAUUUUUAAUAAGGUAUCACCUGGAGAUAGGCAAUUUCUAGGUGAACUGAUAACUUAAUAAAGUGCCAGAAGAGCUGGAUGGCUUGCCUGAGGAUAGGUGAUAACCUUUUCUUAAUUAACUUUAAUUGGUGCCAGCAUAUUCAGACCUAUGGUAGGACUGGUGUGCAAUGGGGAUGGAGUUGCUGUUGACUGAAGACUGACGUGCUUUCACGAGUCCUUGUCCAAGGAUUUCAGCCCUUUCCUGGCUCCCUCCUCCUCUUUGUAAGCACUCAAAGUCAAACCAAGGCACGGUGGUUGGACUUCUUCCUGCCGUAACAUUUAGGAGGAGCUGACCCUGCGAGUCACACAGGUUUCAAGACUCAGUGCAGGACCUGCUGUUGUCUUAAACUCCCUUGCCCAUUUGGCAAAGAAAUAUUAGCAGGUCUGAAGUUGGGCUUCUCCUUCUAUGAUACUCAACCUCAGGAAAACUGUUCAGUAGUAGUAGGUUGGUAUUAACAUUGAAUUUAUUUUUAAUAUUUAAUUAAUUAGAUGGCAAGUGGAAAAUAGGAUUUCUAUUGGAAAUUGCUCUCGAGUAAGGGCAGUGCCGAUGGGGUAGGCUGAGACCCAAAAGCAUGAACCAGCAAACUCCUGUCCACCCAUAGCUGUGAGACGGGUUUGAGGUGGGGGAGCUGUGGGGUGUUGCAGGUCUGAAGGCAGCCCCUUUCUCUCCUCUUCCUCCCCAUCUCCAUGCAGGGUGGCUAUGUGUGUGGGGAAGUGCAGCCGGAUUGUGGGUCCCUGCCUGCUGGUGCUGGGCACACUCUCCAUGGCAGCCAAUAUCCUCCUGCUCUUCCCUGGUGGGGCAUCAAAGUACCUGGCGGAGGGACACAUCAGCAAGCAUGCCAAGGCCAUGCCAGGCAUCUGGGGAGGCGGCAUUGCUGUGCUGCUGGCAGCAACCCAUAUCACGGCAGUGGGGUGGCGAUGCGCCGGCUGCUCUGACUGCGGCACCCGUUGCAAUGCUUUCAUCUCUGCCGUGCUCUCCAAGAUGGCGCUGCUGGGCGCUGCCGCCUGCUUCGUCCUCUCUGGGGUGGGUUUGACCAAUGGACCCCUCUGCUUUUACAACGCUUCUGAGCACAGCCGUGGACAGGGCACACUCUGGGGUUACCCCUUCCUGGAUGGCAGCAGCCAGGAGCCUGAUGCCAGGGCAGAGAACUACCUGUAUGAUCGUCAGAUGUGGAGCAUCUGCCUGGAGCCAGUGGGCAUCGUGGCCUGGAACGUCGGCCUCUUCUCCCUCCUGCUGCUUAUCAGUGCCACCGAGAUGGUGCUGGCCUCCCUCCAGAUCCUCAACGGCUGCCUUGGGUGCCUCUGCGGCUUUUGUGAGGGGAAGUAGGGACCUGCAGUGGUGCCUGGAGGCUGGUGCUCAGAGGAAUUGGCAUCCCUGGGUGCCCCUUGACCAGUGGCAAGCGUCAUGGCAGGGAUACGGCACAAGCUGUGAUACCAGCCCAGUGCAAGACGGAUAGACUCCCCCAUGGGGGACUGACACCCAGCCCAUCCUAGACAUCGAAGUGAUGUGCAUGGGAUCAGCGUGCAAAGGGCUGCCUCUGUGAAGAGCCCUCUGCCUGGGCGGUACCCCUUCCUCCACCCUGGAGGGGAUGCCCUUGGGCUGGCAGCCAUUUGGGAAUGGAAACCAGCCUGGUGAGCAAUGAAGGUGAGGAAGUGGCUCCUGGAAUCCUGGCAUGAGCCCAACAGCUUCCCCAGCCACCCCUUACCAGCCUCCACUUGCCCAAGUGCAAAGUGAAACGUAGUGGUAUUUGUAGAGCUAAGAGUAGGAACACUAAUUUAUUUUUGUUAAUCAACCUGUAUUUAGGGCAGCUUGUGUUCAUGUUUGUCUCCCAUGCAGGGCAGAAGGGACAAAGGAGACUGGAGGAGCUGAGCCGGGCUCCAGCUGGGGCUGGGGGACUUGGAUGGAGUCGUGCUGAAGGAGGUAGUGCUGGAAAUGAGGUGUAGCCCCCCCAAAGUUCACACACGCAUGCAGCAAAUGUCAGGAGCAGCCACUCGUCCCCACUGGCUGAGGACCCCAUCACACAACCUGCUACUGCCCUUGCAGGGGCUUCAGCACAUCCCCCACCCCUGUAUGGGGAUACAGGGACUAAGCGAGGGUAGGGGCCUGAACCUGCCUGUGCUGGGAGGAUGUUUGCCCCAAAA